GGGAGGAGCGUGUUCUCCGCCAUGAAGCUCGGCAAGAACCGGCCCCACAAGGAGGAGCCCCUAAGACAAGACGAACCAGCGGUGCUGGAGAUGGAGGACCUUGAUCACCUGACCAUUCGACUGGGGGAUGGGCUGGAUCCGGACUCUGUGUCCCUAGCCUCUGUCACUGCUCUCACCACCAAUGUCUCCAACAAGCGAUCUAAACCAGACAUCAAGAUGGAACCAAGUGCUGGACGGCCCAUGGACUACCAGGUCAGCGUCACGGUGAUCGAGGCUCGGCAGCUGGUGGGCUUGAACAUGGACCCUGUUGUUUGCGUGGAGGUGGGAGAUGACAAGAAGUACACAUCCAUGAAGGAGUCCACUAACUGCCCCUACUACAAUGAGUACUUCGUCUUCGACUUCCACGUCUCUCCUGACGUCAUGUUUGACAAGAUCAUCAAGAUUUCGGUGAUUCACUCCAAGAACCUGCUGCGCAGUGGCACCCUGGUGGGCUCCUUCAAAAUGGAUGUGGGGACCGUGUACUCCCAGCCUGAGCACCAGUUCCAUCACAAGUGGGCCAUCCUGUCGGACCCUGAUGACAUCUCUGCUGGGCUGAAGGGCUACGUGAAGUGUGAUGUCGCAGUGGUGGGCAAGGGGGACAACAUCAAGACACCCCACAAGGCCAACGAGACAGAUGAGGAUGACAUUGAGGGGAACUUGCUGCUCCCGGAAGGGGUUCCCCCAGAACGCCAGUGGGCCCGGUUCUAUGUGAAAAUCUACCGCGCGGAGGGGCUACCUCGAAUGAAUACAAGUCUCAUGGCCAACGUGAAGAAGGCUUUCAUCGGCGAAAACAAAGACCUCGUCGACCCCUACGUGCAGGUCUCCUUUGCCGGCCAGAAGGGCAAGACUUCCGUGCAGAAAAGCAGCUAUGAGCCCCUGUGGAAUGAGCAGGUCGUCUUUACAGACCUGUUCCCUCCGCUCUGCAAACGCGUGAAGGUGCAGAUCCGGGACUCUGACAAGGUCAACGAUGUGGCCAUCGGUACCCACCUCAUCGACCUGCGCAAGAUUUCCAAUGAUGGAGACAAAGGCUUCCUGCCCACACUGGGCCCAGCCUGGGUGAACAUGUACGGCUCCACACGCAACUACACGCUGCUGGACGAGCACCAGGACCUCAAUGAGGGCCUGGGGGAAGGUGUGUCCUUCCGUGCCCGCCUCAUGCUGGGCCUGGCGGUGGAGAUACUGGACACCUCCAACCCUGAGCUCACCAGCUCCACAGAGGUGCAGGUGGAGCAGGCCACGCCUGUCUCAGAGAGCUGCACAGGGAAGGUGGAAGAAUUCUUUCUAUUUGGAGCCUUCCUAGAAGCUUCAAUGAUAGAUAGGAAAAAUGGGGACAAGCCAAUCACUUUUGAGGUGACCAUAGGAAACUAUGGGAAUGAAGUUGAUGGCCUGUCACGACCCCGGCGGCCUCGGCCUCGGAAGGAGCUGGGGGACGAGGAAGAAGUAGACCUGAUCCAGAACUCUAGUGACGAUGAGGGUGACAAUGAUGGAGACCUAGCCUCAGUGUCCUCCACCCCACCCAUGCGGCCCCAGAUCACAGAUAGGAACUACUUCCACCUGCCCUACCUGGAGCGUAAGCCCUGCAUCUACAUCAAGAGCUGGUGGCCCGACCAACGCCGUCGCCUCUACAACGCCAACAUCAUGGAUCACAUUGCUGACAAGCUGGAAGAAGGCCUAAAUGACGUGCAGGAGAUGAUCAAAACAGAGAAGUCCUACCCCGAGCGCCGUUUGCGGGGCGUGCUGGAAGAGCUCAGCUGUGGCUGCCAUCGCUUCCUCUCCCUUGCUGACAAGGACCAGGGCCACUCAUCCCGCACGAGGCUGGACCGGGAGCGACUCAAAUCCUGCAUGAGGGAGCUGGACAGCAUGGGACAGCAAGCCAAGAGCCUCCGGGCUCAGGUGAAGCGGCAUACCGUACGAGACAAGCUCAGACUGUGCCAGAACUUCCUGCAGAAGCUUCGCUUCCUGGCAGAUGAGCCCCAGCACAGCAUCCCCGAUGUCUUCAUCUGGAUGAUGAGCAAUAAUAAGCGCAUUGCUUAUGCCAGGGUGCCCUCCAAGGACCUGCUCUUCUCCAUUGUGGAGGAGGAGCUGGGCAAGGACUGCGGCAAGGUCAAGACCCUCUUCCUCAAGCUGCCAGGGAAGCGGGGCUUCGGCUCAGCGGGUUGGACCGUGCAAGCCAAGCUGGAGCUCUACCUGUGGCUGGGCCUCAGCAAACAGCGAAAGGAUUUCCUGUGUGGCCUGCCCUGUGGCUUCGAGGAGGUCAAGGCUGCUCAGGGACUUGGCCUGCCCUCCUUCCCACCCAUCAGCCUGGUCUACACCAAGAAGCAGGCCUUCCAGCUCCGAGCCCACAUGUACCAGGCCCGCGGCCUCUUUGCUGCCGACAGCAGUGGCCUCUCUGACCCCUUCGCCCGCGUCUUCUUUAUCAACCAGAGCCAGUGUACCGAGGUAUUGAAUGAGACGCUGUGUCCCACGUGGGAUCAGAUGCUGGUGUUUGACAACCUGGAGCUGUAUGGGGAAGCUCACGAGCUGCGGGACGAUCCCCCCAUCAUUGUCAUCGAAAUUUACGACCAGGACACCAUGGGCAAAACUGACUUCAUGGGCCGGACCUUCGCCAAGCCACUGGUGAAGAUGGCAGAUGAGGCGUACUGCCCACCCCGCUUCCCACCCCAGCUGGAGUACUACCAGAUCUACCGUGGCAAUGCCACAGCAGGAGACCUGCUGGCUGCCUUUGAACUGCUACAGAUUGGGCCAGCAGGGAAGGCUGACCUGCCCCCCAUCAACGGCCCAGUGGACAUGGACCGAGGGCCAAUCAUGCCCGUGCCUGUGGGCAUCCGACCUGUGCUCAGCAAGUACCGCGUGGAGGUCCUGUUCUGGGGCCUGAGGGACCUGAAGCGAGUGAAUCUGGCCCAAGUAGACCGGCCACGGGUGGAUAUUGAGUGUGCAGGGAAAGGGGUGCAGUCAUCCCUGAUCCACAAUUACAAGAAGAACCCCAACUUCAACACCCUGGUCAAGUGGUUUGAAGUGGACCUCCCAGAGAAUGAGCUCCUACACCCGCCCUUGAACAUCCGGGUGGUGGACUGUCGGGCCUUUGGCCGCUACACCCUGGUGGGCUCGCACGCUGUCAGCUCCCUGCGGCGCUUCAUUUACCGGCCCCCAGACCGCUCGGCCCCCAACUGGAACACCACGGUCAGGCUUCUUCAGGGCUGCUAUGUGCUGUGCAAUGGGGGCCCCUCUUCUCACUCCACAGGAGAGGUCGUGGUGAGCAUGGAGCCUGAGGUGCCCGUCAAGAAGCUGGAGACCAUGGUGAAACUGGACGCGACUUCUGAUGCCGUUGUCAAGGUGGACGUGGCUGAGGAGGAGAAGGAGAAGAGAAAAAAGAAGAAGAAGGGCGCCUCGGAAGAGCCAGAGGAGGAAGAGCCAGAUGAGAGCAUGCUAGACUGGUGGUCCAUGUACUUUUCCUCCGUCGACACCAUGAAGGAGCAUCUUCGGCAACAAGAGACCUCAGGAAUUGACUUGGAAGAGAAGGAGGAAAUGGACCACACAGAGGGCAUGAAGGGGCCAGUGAAGGCCAAGGACAAGGCAAGGGCUGCAAAGGAAGAGAAAAAGAAGAGAACUCAGAGCCUCGGCCCCGGCCAAGGCUCUGAGGCCACUGAGAAGAAGAAACCCAAGAUUGAUGAGCUUAAGGUGUACCCCAAGGAGCUGGAGUCAGAGUUCGACAACUUUGAAGACUGGCUGCACACCUUCAGCCUGCUUCGGGGCAAGACGGGGGAUGAUGAAGAUGGCUCAGCUGAGGAGGAGCGCAUCGUGGGCCGGUUCAAGGGCUCCCUCUGUGUGUACAAAGUGCCACUCCCAGAGGAUGUGUCCAGGGAAGCUGGUUAUGAUCCAACCUACGGCAUGUUCCAGGGCAUCCCAAGCAAUGACCCCAUUAAUGUGCUGGUCCGAAUCUACGUGGUCCGGGCGACAGACCUACACCCCGCUGAUAUCAAUGGCAAAGCUGACCCAUACAUCGCCAUCAGGCUAGGCAAGACAGACAUCCGUGACAAGGAGAAUUACAUCUCCAAGCAGCUCAAUCCGGUGUUUGGGAAAUCCUUUGACAUUGAGGCCUCCUUUCCCAUGGAAUCCAUGCUGACGGUGGCCGUGUAUGACUGGGAUCUGGUAGGCACCGAUGACCUCAUUGGGGAAACCAAGAUCGACCUGGAGAACCGCUUCUACAGCAAGCACCGCGCCACCUGCGGCAUCGCCCAGACCUACUCCACACAUGGCUAUAAUAUCUGGAGGGACCCCAUGAAGCCCAGCCAGAUCCUGACCCGCCUCUGCAAAGAGGGCAAAGUGGAUGGCCCCCACUUUGGACCCCCCGGGAGAGUGAAAGUGGCCAACCGUGUCUUCACUGGGCCCUCUGAGAUCGAGGAUGAGAAUGGUCAAAGGAAGCCCACGGACGAGCACGUGGCACUGUCUGCCCUGAAGCACUGGGAGGACAUCCCCCGAGUGGGCUGCCGCCUGGUGCCAGAACACGUGGAGACCAGGCCACUGCUCAACCCUGACAAGCCGGGCAUCGAGCAGGGCCGCCUGGAGCUGUGGGUGGACAUGUUCCCCAUGGACAUGCCAGCCCCUGGGACACCUCUGGAUAUCUCCCCAAGGAAGCCCAAGAAGUAUGAGCUGCGUGUCAUCGUGUGGAACACGGAUGAGGUGGUCCUGGAGGACGAUGACUUCUUCACUGGAGAGAAGUCCAGUGACAUUUUCGUGCGGGGGUGGCUGAAGGGCCAGCAGGAAGACAAGCAGGACACAGAUGUCCACUACCACUCCCUCACUGGUGAGGGCAACUUCAACUGGCGCUACCUGUUCCCCUUCGACUACCUGGCAGCCGAAGAGAAGAUUGUCAUCUCCAAGAAGGAGUCCAUGUUCUCCUGGGAUGAGACAGAGUACAAGAUCCCUGCGCGCCUCACCCUGCAGAUCUGGGAUGCUGACCACUUCUCCGCAGAUGACUUCUUGGGGGCCAUUGAGCUGGACCUGAACCGGUUCCCAAGGGGCGCAAAGACAGCCAAGCAGUGCACCAUAGAGAUGGCCACCGGGGAGGUGGAUGUGCCCCUGGUUUCCAUCUUCAAGCAGAAGCGCGUCAAAGGCUGGUGGCCCCUCCUGGCUCGCAAUGAGAAUGAUGAGUUUGAGCUCACGGGCAAGGUGGAGGCCGAGCUGCACUUACUGACAGCAGAAGAGGCAGAAAAGAAUCCCGUGGGCCUAGCCCGCAAUGAACCUGACCCCCUAGAGAAACCCAACCGGCCUGACACAGCCUUCGUGUGGUUCCUCAACCCUCUCAAAUCCAUCAAGUACCUCAUCUGCACCCGGUACAAGUGGCUCAUCAUCAAGAUUGUGCUGGCUCUGCUAGGGCUGCUCAUGCUGGCCCUCUUCCUCUACAGCCUCCCCGGCUACAUGGUCAAGAAGCUCCUAGGGGCGUGAAGCCCCUCCGCCACCUCUAGCUCCUCUCCAGGGCCUGCUGCUUUUGCCUUCCUAUGGCCUGAACUCUUUCCCAACUCACCU
Castor canadensis (American beaver) is the source of this 5565-nucleotide messenger RNA. The record is from RefSeq and is a predicted model, not a curated record. Lineage: Eukaryota; Metazoa; Chordata; Mammalia; Rodentia; Castoridae.